Messenger RNA from Paramecium tetraurelia, 261 nucleotides. RefSeq lists its product as uncharacterized. The transcript has a single exon. The record is from RefSeq and is a predicted model, not a curated record. NCBI's taxonomy places the organism in Eukaryota, Ciliophora, Oligohymenophorea, Peniculida, Parameciidae.
AUGUAGUCCAAUCAUAAAAUUACUCCCAAUAAUCCAUUUUACAAAGGCACUUAUCCUUAGACCAUCUUAGUAAAGGAUAAGUAAUAACCUUCCAAAACUCGUUAUGACAGGUAAUCACAACCCAUCAUAAGAGGCAAAGGCAACCAAGCAGUUACUUUUAAACAUGAUAUUCAUUAAAUCUACACAGUCGAGAAUUGGAAGAUAUAUAAAAUUGAGAAUGAAACUCAACCUAACGAAAACAAAUGCUGUUUUAUAAUCUGA